GUGGGCCAUACAUGCAGCGGAUUUUCCAGUAUCCCCUAAAAGUAAUUUCGACUUACGCAGGUUAAGAAACACUGCGAGUUAACAUUAUUUUACUCAAAUAUAGUGAUUUCUAACGUAAAGUUAGUGCUCCUCUGAGAUCUCAAGUAAAGGGAGCUGUUAUAAAGGCACACCAUAACGUCUUAAACUGUAUUUUGGCGGGAGUUCAGUGUUGCCAUAACAUUGAAGAGGAAUCAGAGGGAAGGACUGUCAAGGGGAGGUACGAAGAUUAGCUUUGCUGCAGAUCUAAACAACAAAACCAAGACUGCCGGGACAAGGAAGAGAAAAUGCCUGUGAGACUCGAUCUUUCCAAGGCCCAGAAGAAGGAGGACACUCAUGUUCAAUACCUACCUUGCAAGAUUGACUUCUGUGGCAAUGCAGAGAUCGACAAGCAUUUCUCAGCCAGCGUGAGCGAGGGGCAGGAGGGAGCAGGUAUGGAUGGCAGACUGCGGGGGCAUCCUUUGAAUGGGGAGAAGAUGAGUGUCCCAAAGGGAUACACAGGAGUCGUGUUGAGGGAGGCACAGAUGUCUGUGGCAGCAGAAGGUGGCCAAGUGAUGAAGGGGUUGGCACUUUUUGAUAACUUCACCUACUGGAACUGGGACCGGCAGCCGUCACGCUCAGACAAGUACCAGCAGGCCCUUGACUGGCUAGAGGUGGCUAGUGUGAUCCAUGGAACUGAUGAUUGAAAUUUAUUGAAUGAUCUAGGAAAGAAAAUUUUAGUUCAUAAGUUAUAUAUUAUAUUUCCCCAUAGUUCACCUGAUUCCAUAAUAUUGAAUGAUCUUUUAGGGUCAGCCACAUGGGUACUAAAAUGUACAGAGCUAGAGUAAAAACCUCUUCUAUAAGAUCUGUGAUUCUUACUAAAUGAUUGCAUACUGCUUUCACUUGGCAUUAUUAAAAAAAAUGUCAUUCUCUUUUGUUCAGGAUACAUAACAUUUGUGAAUUUAAAUAUCUGCGUAAUUGUUUAUUGGUUUCAUGAUGAUUUUGGAAAUGAAAGUUCAUACUAGAGUC
Scylla paramamosain (green mud crab) is the source of this 1044-nucleotide messenger RNA. Its product is annotated as ribonuclease H2 subunit C-like. The transcript is spliced from 3 exons. Bases 324 to 722 code for a protein of 132 amino acids. Gene Ontology annotation, biological process: RNA catabolic process. The record is from RefSeq and is a predicted model, not a curated record. Gene Ontology annotation, cellular component: ribonuclease H2 complex. Lineage: Eukaryota; Metazoa; Arthropoda; Malacostraca; Decapoda; Portunidae.